GUCUUUCACUCUAUUGAGGAAUAAAGUCUUUUUUUCCAGAAUAUCAUCCAAUAUUUUGCUUUUAAUAGAUGAAAUAUAUAAUAAUUUGGUAAUUAAGUACAAUGAAUUGCAACUCAUCCAGUUUAUUAGAACCAUUGAAUCUCACAACCAUCGAUGAUGAUUGUAAGACACUGAUUUUUGACUUUUUCGAAUGGGAGGAUUUACUCAGUUUGGCGGAUACUAGUAAAAAACUAUAUGCAGCAGCUUGUGGUGUCUAUAGACGAAAAUAUGGCAAAGGAAGAUUACAUAUAAUUUCGGAAAUUCAAAGAGGCUCGUUUGUCCAACCAGAUGUCGAUGUAGAUGACCGUGGCAAAGCAUUGAAGCUUCUCAGAAAUUUCGGCCAUCUUGUUUCACACUUGUUUUUUUCAACUUACAAGGGCAGAUACGAGCCUGUAGAAUUUGUAUUUUUAAUUGAAAAUUAUCUCGCAGAGUAUUGUUCAAAGACACUGAAACAUUUAGAGUUGACACAUCCACCCAUGAUUUUAUUCAAAGAAAUACGAAACCCAUUCAUUAAUAUUGAGAACAUCGAUUUGCAUGGUUAUCAAGCGCCAAUUUGUGAGUUUCCUUUCAGUUCUGUAUUCCCUAAUUUGAAUUUGCUACAGAUCUGGUUUAGCUGUUUUUCGGAAGAAUUUACACCCAUUUGUAUACCACAGAUGAAAAAACUGUCUCUUUUUGGAGGCAGAAUUCACCAGAGGAGUGAAUUAAAUGUCAACAGAGCAACGAAUUUUGAAGAAAAUGAAAUUAAAGAGAUGCUAAGACUCAAUCCACAGCUAGAAGAGUUGAAACUAAAUUUGUACAGCAUAAAAGAUAUUAUUUUUCAAGAUCUCAGUCUACCAAACCUCAAACGUUUAUCACCAACAAUGCAUUUUAAUUCAAAUAUUAAAAAUGCUGAUCGAUAUCAUUUCGAAAAUGUUAUUGACUUCAAUUUACCAUUUCACAAAAUAACAAACAUUCCAUUCACAUUCAGCCAACUUGAACGCUUUGAAUAUUCAUGUUUUGAAGAUAAAACCAUCAAACCGUAUGUUCUCGAAUUCAUAUCUGAGAAUAAAUACUUAAAAUCUGUUAUACUAACCAAUGUAUGGGAUGGAAUAAAUAGCUUAUUUCCGAUACUGACUGAGUUGAAUCAUAUUGAGGAAGUCAGCGUUGAAACUACGCUCUAUGAAAUUCCAUCAUCAACUUGGAAUCUUAUUCCCGAAUUAUUUUCACAAAUUCAAUCACUCAAGAAGUUUACCUUGUGGAUAAGUAGGAUAAGAAACUUUUCAGAGAAAAUAAAAAAUGCCACGCAAAACAGAAAUCCUCGUUGCGUUUGGAGCAAAGAUGGAGGCAAAUUCGGUUCUGAUUUGAAAUUAACAUGGUUGCGGUCAUAGAUUCUCACGCAGGGUAUUAAGGGUAUUUUUGACCCCCUCUGAAAAAAAUUGACCGUACGCGAUUUUUGCUGAAAAAUGAAUGUGUUGACCUUUUUUUUAGCUCUUCACUUUUUUCCGGACAGCAAUUUACACUAGAUAGAAUCUUUUUUCGAAACUCAAGACCUUUUUUAGCUCUUUUCUUACAAUUGAAUUUUUUUGACCCUCGGCGAAUUUUUCGUCGUACCACCUCUUAAAUUCCAAGCGUGAGUACGUAUGGUUGCGGUGAAACAUUUUUGCAAAAAAUUCGAAACAAUUUUACCAAAAUCAAAAAUAAAUUUGACUUCUAGAAUUGUAAAUCUCUUGUGUACCAUUUUUUAACUGUUGUUUUCUUAUUUUUAAUUUUUUUUUUUUGAAUAAUCCUUGAAUUUAGUAUACAGUUUUUGCUCUUCAUCAAGAGUUGAUAGAGUCAUCCAGAAUGUCAAUAUCGGUUUCACCGAAGUGAUAAACAAUAAACCAUAUCCAUAUCUUCCUUCUGCUUUAAUGUUAGACGUAAUGACUAUCGCAUCUGUUUAAGCUGCUAAAUUUUCCUUGAUGUGUCGAUAAAAUGCGGCACAUUCUAUGUGUUUAUUGCAAUAAACGUCCGGAUUCGGUGCCUGGUCAUUCUGAUAUUUCUUCAUAGUGUUCCUGCGGUGAUGGCAACAAAAGAUUUUAGUUUUAUAAUUGAAUACAUAUUCAAUAAAACGCCAAACGAACUCACUCAAACACAUCGGUCCAGUACUGCUUCACGAAAUCGAUGCAUUGAACCGGGAUUUGUAAUUUAUCACAGACAUAUUGUGCAUCUUCCCAGUCUGUUUCGGCUGAACAGUAACUCGAACAGUAACGAAACGUCAACUAAAUCUCAAUUCUUCAGGAAAACACCACGAAUAUCAAAGCCUGUACACGAUGAGAGAGAAAAAGAGAAGAUCUUCAGUAUGUUUGUGCACUUUAUUAUAUUUCUCUCACUUUUCACGCCAUACCUUUUUGCUUCAACAAGAAACCGGCCACCGCUAAAUCAACUCCACCCGAAAUCCCCACCAUGUCUUUUCGAAUCAUUUUUCAAAAACAAAUUUAAAGGCUCUCUGCUGGGAUUCAUGCUGCCAUCAGACAAUUGUUUAUUUACAUGUAUAUUUUAUUGACAAUUUUGUCAAAAAUUGAGGCGACUACAGACUACAAUCGAUGUUAUAUUAUAAUUAUUGCUGCUCUUCCAUUUUGAGCGUAUCUGAAUUAUCGUCCUUAUUGUAAUGGGUGUAGGAAUGUUUUCGUAGUUCGGUUUGAAGUCGAAACGAUUCACCGCAAUCACUGCAUUGAUACAUAUUUUGGCCCACAUGCGAACGCAAGUGCUUUGUCAAAUCGUUGCUUUGCGAAAAUGAACGCGGACAGUAUGUACAAAUGUAUGCUGAAAAUGAUGAAUGAACGAAAAAAUAUCAAAACAUUAAUAGAGAAUGUUUAAAGGAGAGAAAAAUUAAAAAUUCUUCUGUUGCACAUACGUCUCUCGCCGGUAUGGGUUCUUAUGUGGCGCUUCAAAUGGUCGUUACUAUAGAAUCUUAGCGAGCAAGUGUCGCAUUGAUAUCGUCGAUCACCGGUGUGUAUUCCUGCAAAAAAGUCAGAUAAAACAAGCCAAAAAGUCAGUAAACUUUCAAUAAACUAAACUAUAUAGCUAGAACCGAAUUGAAUCAUUUCGCAACUAACUUUUAUGCUUUUUCAUCGAUCCUUUGGUUGUGAAUGAUGAGCCACAAAUGUCGCAAACGUGCUGUUUCUGCCCAGAAUGAACGAGGGAAUGAGUUCGUAAUGCGGCUUUCCAUUUGAAUUUACUUGGGCAUAGAUCACAGGCAAAGGGCUUUUCUUCGGUGUGCAGCAUCUGGAGGCUGGCCAACGAAUGAAUAGUUUUGAAGGAUUUUCCACACUCCGCACACAAAUGGUCUGCAACGAGAAACAAAGAGAAAAAUUGAUAAAAAUGAAUUCAUUUAUAGUGAAUUUGAUCCGAUUGAUCCAUACUCGCAUGAUUGUCUCGAAUGUGUGCUUUUAAUUUGCGUUCAUUGAAGAAAACCAUGUUACAAGUGCUGCAGAUGAUCGGUUUGGCUUUUUUAUGCCAUUCAUGGUGUAACACUAGUAGGAAAUGCAAAGCAAAUUCCUCGGCGCAUUGAUCGCAUUUGUAGGCUUUUAGAUGAUCCUUGUGCAUAUCCUGAAUGUGUUGCUUUACAGCGGUGAGUGUGUUAAAUGACUCUGAGCAAUAUUCACAUUCAUGAAUGUUUUUGGUGUGUCUCGACCGAUGCCGAAACCAACUGUUUAUGUGAAUGAAACGCAUAUUACACGUGGUACAUUCGAAUGGCUUCCGUAUGUUGUUAUGCUCGUUCAUAUGUUGUCGCAGGUCAUUCAACAGCUGGAAUUGUCCCACAACAUUCUCAUUAGUUUUUUUCACUGCUGUAGGUGUUAUUCGGAUUGGCGGCUAUUCGCAUUUUGAUUUUAGCUGAAAUUGUUCGUGAGCACAUCAAAGAAAUCUGAAUUUGGACAAUGUCGAAGGUAUACGUUAAAGUGUACGGCGAUUACACUCUCAGUGGAAGAGACUUUCAGUCGAUCCAACGAAAUGAUAUGCGCCGAAUCGUGCUAAGCCCGGACAAUGUCCACUCGCUAGCUGUCACGGAAAUGAAGGAUGGAUGUCUUUGCAUCACCAAUGAAGCGAAAAUCCCGUUCGCUUUCACAAUCAGCCGUGAUCGCAAACUGAUUGCAAAUGUGAAGUACAGUGGUGAGGACAAUCUUCUGGUCAACACCAACUGGCGAAUUUCUGGCAAAAUGGUUGAAAACAAGGAAAUUCAUUCGAAUCCAGAUCUCCACACAUCGCUCCAUUUGAAUAUCGAUGUGCACGUCGAUGGAAUUGGUCGUGUCGAUCUAAAGGUGGAUGACAGCUCAUGCGCUGCCUGCGUUUUUUCGAAAACCGAAUUAUUGUUCGUGCGCAUGAAUGGUAACCGGGUGGUACCACGAUUGGAAGGAUUCAUUGAAAAUGAAACGAAGACGCAAGUAGGCGCGGUCCAGAACCAGUUUCUGAACGUAUUGCUUGGAUAAAUUCGAAUCAGCAUAUGCAGACAAAUCAGCGUAUAUUCGAAUCGUUGUACAUUCGAGAGACAUUUCUUAAUAAUAGUGUGCACAUUAUUUAUAAGAAAAUAAAGUUAUAAUUAACAAUGUCAACAAUUCGAA
Messenger RNA from Sitodiplosis mosellana (orange wheat blossom midge), 4616 nucleotides. RefSeq lists its product as uncharacterized. The record is from RefSeq and is a predicted model, not a curated record. The transcript is spliced from 4 exons. Bases 102 to 1406 code for a protein of 434 amino acids. Lineage: Eukaryota; Metazoa; Arthropoda; Insecta; Diptera; Cecidomyiidae.